Capronia coronata CBS 617.96 is the source of this 1383-nucleotide messenger RNA. RefSeq lists its product as uncharacterized. Lineage: Eukaryota; Fungi; Ascomycota; Eurotiomycetes; Chaetothyriales; Herpotrichiellaceae. The transcript has a single exon. Bases 1 to 1383 code for a protein of 460 amino acids. The record is from RefSeq and is a predicted model, not a curated record.
AUGGAUCCCUCUACGGCUUCUACUCCAUGGGGAGACUUGGGACGAUUGUCAGGUGAGCUCCGAGAAAAGAUAUACCAAGAGUGUGUGAGACAACGCUCUGCUCCAGCGCUGACUCGUGCCAGUCGUGCCAUCCACCACGAACUCGACCACUACCAAUACGAAGACUAUGUGCUGAUCUUUGAUCUGAAUGUCGGCCCCGAGAUGCCUGCGGUGUCUGUACACGGGUCGUCGUCGUCAGGAGGGUCGGAUUCCACACAUAUCACAUCUAUCGACCUUCGUUCUCAUCAUGCUCGAGACUUGGACGAGACACCAGCGAUCCCUUUUGAACGAUUCAAGGCCAUCCACAUCAACGUCCACUGUCCCGACGCCGGAGACCCAGGGCAGCUAAUCCAGGGAUACCAACAAGUCACUCGGUUUCUGGAUUGGCUGCUACCCCAAUGGGCCGAACGUGGAGCGGUGCCUCGAGGACCACACGACAUCUUCCCUGCCCGAUGCAACACCAGCCUCAACUUACCGCAUGUGCAUCUUCGGUUCGCCGGAUCAGGAUGGACAUGCACCGGCCCCGGAGACAGAAAAGGAUUCCAGCAUAGCAUCCAUGGGCCGCGGGCCGACCAUCUACUGUCCCGUAACCGAGACAACAUCUACGCGCUGAGUUUCCAGGAGGGUGACCUGAUGGUGUUGAUGAUGCCGUUCCGCCGCAUACGCCACGCUCGUUCCCUGGCCGUCGAACUGCCUCGUGAAGUCGGCGCUCUCGGUCUCGCAGCAGCCGGCCCAGCCUUGCAAGGCCUGAUGGAACAGCUGCCCAGACUGGCCCGCUCGCACACCGACUUCGGGCUCAAUUGGGACUCGGACUCGUUCAUCAUGAGCGACGAGAACAAAUGGCACACGUGGCUGAACUUUCGUCUGGAAGCCCUGUCAGCUAAGACUGCAGCACAGCUCCGACGCACCCAGCUCUACUAUUGGUGUGACUACUACGCCACCGCUGUCAUCCCCAUGUAUCGCACUGGAAUCCACGAUCUGCAGCGUAACGCCGUCUUUGGCACGCAGCGCAACUUCACCCGCCGACAAAUCAAAGAUAUCAAUUGGAUGAUCACCCUCCACUCCAGAUACGUGUUUGACUCCGAUCCUACCGUCGCUCUGGCCGACUUGGAGCAUGAGCCGGUUCAGAUGUCGUUUGAUCAGUUCUUUCCCGACGGCAUUCCUGCUGCCAUGACCCUAGAACGUUUGGUGUGGAUGUUGGAGGCCAUUAAUGCAAUGCCCGAGAACCCGCCGCCGAGAACACACAAUAUACUGAGUUGUCCCGGGUGUCGAAGAUACCGUGAGCAUCAACAAGAGAGACGGGAGACAUUGGUCGGAAAUGUAGAUCUAGAGAACUCUAGCUGA